CUUCCAAUACCCAUGGAAUGAAAACCCGCAAAGCGGCGGAGGAACCCUGAAAGGGCCAAGGCCGAUGGAUCCCUGUCCGCUCAAAUACCUUUUCAUCUUCCGUGCUAUGACCAAGUUAGCACUCCUGCCUCAUUUGGAAUCCAUACGAAGGGUGCCGAUUCUCACGCAUGGCUGAUGAUUAAGGUAGAACGUUGAUCCUUGACCGCAUUGCUGGUUGUCUUCUGCAAAUUGUCACACCUUUGAAUCUCCUCCAUCCACGAUGGCCUCGUUUUCGAACACCGGGCUCAGAGUGAGCCUUUUUUCCCGAGUUCUUUUCCCGAUUUUCUGCAGCCGUUCUGGCUAGGCUGAGAAGGAGGGAAGGGCCCGCCCGCCAACCUAUCACCCAGAGCCUCAACAAGUGCUUGCGUGGCCUGAAUUUACUCGAAAGGUAGAGUGAUCCAAAGCUAGCAGCUCCUCUGGCUCUCAUCUCUCUUUUUGCCACCAUUGAUCCAGCUACGGCGAAACAAGCUCUGGCAGGGUAGUACUCGCCGGUCCAAGGCCUUUGGCAAAACUGGCACUGUCGAUACUGAAUUUUAUGCAGAUGAUUCUGGUCGAGCCACAGCAAAAAUCGCCAGUCUUCUCGAAUGCCAAGCAGGAGUUACCCUAAGAGCUUAUUUCAACGCAAUAUUAGACAUACUCACCUGCGAGUGGGAUGGCAAAGUGACUAAUUCCCAUGGAGUGGAGACAGAGUCUCGAAUGCGAAAAUGCUUCCAUGCAGGCCACAAACAACCCUGGCUCUGCCCUUUUGCGUUGGCCAGGAACACCUCGAUGAAAGGGUAUAUAGUCCUGCCGAUGAAUCGGUAUCAAGCACGCCCGGUCUAACCAGGGGGCUACGAUCCUUCAACCAAAGAAAACGCAAAAUUUAACCCAGAUACACCUGCAGGGUCAGCCGAUCGUUACCAUAACGUUGUACCGCGGUAUCUCCACUCGGAAAACAGGAUCUUGAUUGACGUUGUUCGACACGUCUGCUUUUAGGGGGGCCGUUGCGAAGGGAGCCAGCACCCGGUGCCAGUGAACCGGCUCGAGAGAUCUAAAAUACCUUGUGCUGAGGACGCUACCUCCUCUCUCGAAGAUGCAACAACACCAAAAUCCCAGACAGCUAGUAGCGGCUUCAAUGAAUCAGUCCCGUCGCUCUGACAACCAACUUUCUCAACACUAUAUACUUUCACCACGCCAAGUGAUGGAAGGAUUCUCUCAUCUCUCGGUUGGAGAUGGGAAUCCGCACCCCACGCUAAUCGACCGGCAUGCAUCUCAAUCGUCGAUUUCGAGUAUGCCUUCGAUGAAUUCUGAGUACCUCUCAGACACCAACUGGCAACCGUCCGGCAGCCUACACAUGCCCUCCCUUCAGGACGCGGCCUGGUGGUUAGAACCUUUUGGAGAUGUCCACGAUCCUCCACCCGACGCAGACCUGUCCGUUGUGUCCGGAGAGUUGUCGCACCUAGCAUCUCCGCUGGACGCUCUGGAUGGCAGCGGGCCUCACAAGGGACAAGUCGACACGAGGCUCGACCGCAAGAAAGAACGGAGGAGAGAACAGAACCGACAAGCACAACGACGCCAUCGCGAACGAAGGCAAUUGAAUUUCUGCCUCACACAGGGCAAGGUCAUCGAACUGCAGGCGGCCCUCGCCUCAGCCCUCGAACAGCAGAAACUCGUCAAGCAGGAAAACAGUCACCUGCGAGGCCGACUGGCGUCUCUUGAAGCAGAAGUCGACUGCCUACGGAGCAGUAUGUCGCCGGCGACGUUCGAGGACAAAGGUCAGGAGACGCCGUCGGAGUUCGAACUGGGCACAUGACAAACCAGAAACCGGCUCAACUUUUGUAUAUUGUGUUUCUUACCUGGUAUUGCUAUGUUAUGAUGAUAAUGACUCAAAGGGGAGGGAAAUCGGGGGUUCUAUGGGACUACCGGGAUGACACGCCAGUAAACAGGCCGGUCACCUCAGAAAAGUAUCGGGGUUGGAGGGUUUCGUUUUUCGUUUUUGGUCAAUCUUAGAAUCCAAGAGGAGAACACGCAUCGUCGUGCCAGACACGAGGGUUUCGGGGGAGGAGGAUUCCAGUAUGACCACUACCCGCGGAGGGUGGAUUGUAUUACAAGCACAAGUACCGGGCCACGCACAUAACAACAAGCCACAAGGGGGCCUUUUCAACCGGGCCACCGGGAAAUCACGCAUCAUGCCACGCUCGAGGAG
Molecule: messenger RNA, 2224 nt
Organism: Cladophialophora immunda
Lineage: Eukaryota; Fungi; Ascomycota; Eurotiomycetes; Chaetothyriales; Herpotrichiellaceae
Exons: 2
Coding region: 1112-1831 (239 amino acids)
Biological process (GO): regulation of DNA-templated transcription
Molecular function (GO): DNA-binding transcription factor activity
Source: RefSeq, a predicted model, not a curated record